AUGAGCUGGUUGGAGAGCGCCGCGCGAUGGUCUGUGCGGCUGCCGCGAGGCGCGCUGCGGGCGCCCGCACUGCGCAUGCGCCAGCCGGCGCGAGCCUUGGCCGACGAGCCCGAGCAGCGCCAGCCUGGACCCGGCCGCGAAAGGGACGAGGCCAGCGUGCCCAGGCCGCUCUUCAGCUGCGAGCCGCCGCUAGACUGCCAGGGGCCGUGCCCUCCGCCCCCAGAGUGCCCGUGUCCGCCGCCGCCGCCGCCCCCGGCGCUGCUGCGCUUCGCGUCGGCGUUCUUCUGGUGGACGGGUCGCGCGGCGCUGGGCGCCAGCCUCGUCUACUGGACGUACGUGUACGGCCUGUGGGGCUCCUCUGACGACACCAAGGCCAUCGUGGACCAGUGGCGCAAGGCCGUCGGCUUCACCAAGCAGGCUGGGGCCGGGCUGUGGCUGGGCCUGUCCAAGCUGUGGGACGGCGGCGUCAAGGCGGUCUUCUCGGUCAUCGCGCUCGGCCUGCAGUACAUGAUGGGACCCGGUGUGGGCACCGAGAAGCCGCGCCACCAGACGGCAGAGGUCGCCAAGGAGCCCGAGCGCGACGACGACGACGACGAGCUGGCGCCGUGCGGCUGCUGCAAGCGCAAGUGGGACGCCGCCGAGCGGGACCCGGCCGGAUAGCCACGCCCCCAAAGCACGCCCGAGCACCUGCCGGUUCUUACAAAUUUCCGUCCAAACAGGUCCUGUGCCAAUAAAAGUUGUCGUUA
Messenger RNA from Schistocerca gregaria, 746 nucleotides. RefSeq lists its product as uncharacterized. The transcript has 4 exons. Lineage: Eukaryota; Metazoa; Arthropoda; Insecta; Orthoptera; Acrididae. The record is from RefSeq and is a predicted model, not a curated record. Bases 1 to 660 code for a protein of 219 amino acids.